Molecule: messenger RNA, 2819 nt
Organism: Folsomia candida
Lineage: Eukaryota; Metazoa; Arthropoda; Collembola; Entomobryomorpha; Isotomidae
Exons: 11
Coding region: 352-2445 (697 amino acids)
Biological process (GO): G protein-coupled receptor signaling pathway; cell surface receptor signaling pathway
Cellular component (GO): membrane
Molecular function (GO): G protein-coupled receptor activity
Source: RefSeq, a predicted model, not a curated record
ACAAAACAAAGAGAGGAUGACGUUCUGAAGUUCUGCGAAUCAAGAAGGUCAGAGUAAAAGAGUCGCCAGUAGAAAAGUGGAGUUGAAGUUCAUAACAUGACAAGUUUUGGAUUUUUGCCAAAAAAUAAUGAUUAUUUUCCAAGAAACUCAUCAAGUUCAAGAUGUAGUAAUUUCUUGAUUGGAAUUCUGGACGCGAGAGGAAAUAACCUUGCUCUUUGGAAUGAAUGAACGGAAUGUAACGCACGAGAAGGACAAUUUUGUAAAGUGGUCAGUUCCAAACUGGAUUUUUUGUUUGUGAAAUUAAGUUGUUAAAUUGCUAUAAAUAAAUAUCUUCACCCGUGUUGGGGAAAAAUGGGGGUGCCAAAAAAUAAGCCACUUUUUUGUGGACUCGUCUUACUGCUGGUGACAAUUGUACUCCCGAAAGUGAAAUGUGACCACACCCACGUCGAAGUGAUAAAAUGUCCCGAUUCUCCGUUAAGAUUAAGUGCCCCGUGGAGAAUACAAGUUCCCAGCUACCCAUUCACGAUGAAUGUGACUCUCAGACAAAGCACGCAAACCUUCUUCUACUGCUCGGACAAUCCUGCAACGUCGGUGAAAAACGUAGCCUACUUUUUCACAACGGAGGAAGAGUUGGCCGAGCUCGAGGAAGAGUUUGGACCUCAACAAGCAAGGACUUUUUUGAUGGAGAAGGUUUACCUGACGCCACAGGGAGUGCUGGCCGUCGACCAUGCAAUGUACAGAGGGGACGAGUUCUGUCUUUUUAAUUACACAGCCAUGACACGCAAUGGUCAACCCGAACUGAUAUUUAGAAUCUGUCCUACCAAUUGUAGCAGCAAGGGUUCCGGUACUUCGGCUGUGGAUAAAAAAUCUCUCAGAAAUGAGCCCUGCAUCAAGAAAUGUUGUCCGACCGGUAUGGCUGUCGAUUUUUCUGAAGGACAUCCCGAUUGCCUCCCCUCCUCCCCAGAUCGGAAGGUGUGGGAAGGAAAGUUUUACAACAGCCGGACCUGGAAGAGGAUGUCCCCCGAGGAAGAAGCCAAACUACGCCCCCACUACUUUCAUCACAUCCUAAGCGCAAACUGUACAAAGUUUGAGACCUGGUUCGGAAAAGUGGUCACACAGGGAAAUAAUACAAAUCCGAAGCAGUCAGCGAGAUUGCUUUCGGACGGGAACAUGAUUUACAUAAGUGGAAAUCGACGCUGGGAAGUGCUCGAUGGCGUGGACUUCUGCCUUGACGGGAUGCAAAACAUUGAAAACGAUGAAAGUAGUCCGGUUUCAAAAGAUGAUGGCGAUUCGUGGCCUGAGUCGGAUCAGGUCCUCGUCAUUUGCGCGACGGAUUUCAAAUCGGCUAAAAGUAGGGACCAGUCAAUUGUGUAUAUGUAUUUCCUCUUCGGGGCGGCCUUUUUCUACUGGCUGACCGCCCUGGUGCACGGAUUAUUGUGGGAUAAGCAGAAUUCGAACGGCUGGUCCAUGUUUUGUCUCACUUUGUCGAUGGGUUUUUGGAGUAUUUUUAUGGGGAACGCUCAUCGCCUGGGAUUAGAUGGGGAUCCGGCGUUGAGAAAGUCAAAGACUUGCGUGGCGAAUGCGAUCCUGGCACAUUUCUUUAUGCUGGCUGGAUUCACAUGGCUGACGCUGAUUAAUUACAGCAUUUGGUCAACGUUCAGAACUUUGGCACCACGAGCUGAAGGGAAAAAUCUUAAACAAUUAGUAAAAUUCAUCGUAAUUGGAUUUGGAUUCCCACUAACCAUCGUGUUAGUUGGAGUGACGUUGGAGCAGAUAUAUCCGGACAAGGAGAGCCUGGUCAUCAUCCCAGAAUACGGUCACAAUAUCUGCUUCGUUGCCGAAUAUGCGCAAGGAGUCUACAUCUACUACAUUCUGGGCGUUUUAUUCGUCAUAAUUUUCACCCUGUUUGCAAUGACGUGUCUCAAAUUGCACCAGUUUCAGCAGGACACGGCCACGGUUAGAUCAAAGUCGACUGCAGGGGAUAGGUCGAUGGCCCAACUUUACGCCAAGCUCUCGGUCGUUCUUGGCAUUACUUGGGCCUUUGAAUUCAUCUCCUGGGCUCUCACGAAUGACGGACAAAGCUGGUUUUGGGCUUUUCCCGAUCUAUACAAUCUCCUCACGUCAGUAAUCAUUUUCGUCAUUUAUGCCUGUAAACCAACCACGAUUCAUCAAAUGGAGCAAAAGUACCCCUUCAUUAAACCGGUCACCCAAGCAGUCGGAAAAGUGGUGACGGCGGCGAGACAGACAUUCCAAAGUGAACCAGCCUCCAAUUCGACGGGUACGUCACAUGUUUAUCAGCAAGGUUCAAUUGCCAUGAAUGCGUCAGGACUCGAGAAGGGCGAAUCAAAGUCAGGGAUAGAAAUGUCCAGAGUGGACAUUAGUACAAAGACGAUGGGCGCUGGUGGGGACAAAGAAAUUGUGAAUGGAGAUUCAAAGGAGCGAUAGUUGGAGGUCAGAAUUUUUGUGAUUUUGUUUCGAUUUUUAGAUUCAAGAACAACAAGUAUGUUAAUUUGUUAUUAGUUAAGCCGUAUUGUUUUAUGUGUGCUUUUUACUAAGGAAGAGAAAGUCAAUGCCUGCAUACUUAUUAUUACUCACUCGACAACAACGACACUCAUCAUUGUAUAAUAAGAAAUGUUCAUUUAUACAUUAUAUUGUUUUUAAUUUAUUUGUAUGUAACUUAUCUAGGUACAUGUGUAUGACUAAUCAUGUAAAUAUUUCUAAGAUUUAAACUAAAGAGGACUAUUUAUGUAAUUAUGUAUAGAGAUAUAAGAAAACAACAAUAGUGAAAUAUAAUCAAACGGGAGAUUGCUUACUAUAAA